Molecule: messenger RNA, 1585 nt
Organism: Penaeus chinensis
Lineage: Eukaryota; Metazoa; Arthropoda; Malacostraca; Decapoda; Penaeidae
Product: sodium-dependent nutrient amino acid transporter 1-like
Exons: 11
Coding region: 68-1558 (496 amino acids)
Biological process (GO): sodium ion transmembrane transport
Cellular component (GO): membrane
Molecular function (GO): L-amino acid transmembrane transporter activity
Source: RefSeq, a predicted model, not a curated record
GAUCCAAAACAAAAUAAAAACAGAAACAAUACAUUGAAAUUAACUUCUCUUCCAGCCAUUAUACUUCAUGGAGUUGGCGAUGGGACAGUUUUCCUCUUACGGCAGCGACAAGGUCUGGAAGGCCGUCCCGGCAGUUAAAGGUGUGGGCUUCGGCCAGAUGAUCGGCACCUGGUCUGUGGUCACGUACUACUGCUCGCUGAUGGCACUCACGGUCUUCUACUUCGUCCAGUCGUUCAACACCGUCCUGCCCUGGACGUACUGCAACCCCGAAUGGGCCGACGAGAACUGUAUCGACUCCGCGGGGAACUUCACUUACACCAACGAAUCUCAGUCUUCAUCCGAGCAGUAUUUUAACAAUUUCGUUCUAAAGAAGAUCGACAACAUAGACAACGGCAUUGGGCUGCCCGACUGGCGCCUGGCCCUCUGCCUGCUCUUCUCGUGGAUUGUGCUCUUCUUCACGCUCGUCAAGGGAGUCAAGAGCUCCGGAAAGGUCGCCUACUUCACGGCCCUCUUCCCGUACGUCGUGCUGUUUACUCUUCUGGGCCGAGGCGUCUCGCUGCCCGGGGCGGUCAAUGGAAUCAUCUUCUUCAUCAAUCCUCAGUGGCACAUGCUGGCUGAUCCCAACUUCCCGUGCCUAAAUACACUUCACACAGAUGCAGCAGAAAUUCAUUUUACUAACUCACUGUCAACAGUCAUGCAUCAGAGUUUAAGCCACUCGGCUUUGACCUCUGAUGCACUUGCCCAAGAUGCCUGGAUCAUCAGCUUGGCCGACACGCUAACCUCCCUGCUCGCCGGAUUCACCAUCUUCAGCAUCCUCGGCAACCUCGCCCACGAACUCGGGGCUGAUGUGAAGGACGUGGUGAGGGGCGGCUCGGGCCUGGCCUUCAUCUCCUACCCGGACGCACUUGCCAAGUUCGACUGGGUGCCGCAGUUGUUUGCUGUGCUGUUCUUCCUGAUGCUGUUAACGCUGGGCGUCUGCUCCGCGGCUGGACUCACCGGCAACAUCAUCACUGUCAUCGCUGACCAGGUUUACAUAAAACUGGCCAUCUGUGUCUCUGGCUUUCUGCUGGUUCUUGUCUAUGUCACGCCGGGUGGUCAGUGGAUUUUGGACCUUGUCGAUUACUUCGGAGGUGGAUUCAUCAUCUACGUUCUCGUUAUCGUAGAAACCGUCGGGAUUAACUACAUCUACGGCAUGAAUAACUUUAUUCGCGACAUAAAGUUCAUGUUGGGUGUCGACCUUGGCAUAUACUGGAAGUUCUGCUGGGCGUUUUUCAUCCCGGUGUCCCUCACAGGCAUCCUCCUGUACAUCCUUAUAGACUUGAGACUUCCCACUUUCGAUGGGCAAGAAUACCCUGAGAUUGCUUACACGUGUGGUUGGAUCCUGUCUGGCGUGGCCCUCGGUAUGCUCCCCAUAUGGUUCACACACGCUGUUUACAUUGCGGAAGGAAGUACUUUCACCGAGAAAUUGAUGAGUGUUUUCCGACCGAAGGAUACGUGGGGACCAAAGAAGAUGAAGAACAGAAAAGAAUGGGAAAAGUACAUACAAAAUUGCCAGUGAUUUUAAAUGGAAAAUGUAUAUAAAUAA